AUGGCAUUAGAACAAUUGACAUACGACAAUGAUCCACUGGCUUCUAACUCUCCCACUCACCAUGCCGUUCUGUCCGACUGCGUGGUAUUACACCAACAACAUGGUUUGGAUCAUGUCUUAGUAUGGGGUUCGAAUUUUUCGGCAAAGAAAGCAUGGAUCGCAUUCAUCGUUCAUGAGGAGAGUGCGAUUCCGCAUGUUCAUGUGUGCGUCCAACGCGCAACCCCUACGGCUCCGGCUACAGAAAUCCAGAGUCCCAAUGCAGCGAUGCGCAUUAUGAUCCAUUCAGCAUAUUUUCAGAGCGGCACUCCUGUGUUCACGCUACACAGCGUGAUUUCUGAGAAGCCGAAUGCAAUCAAUGCGCACAUUGCUGAAUGA
This is a messenger RNA of Cantharellus anzutake, 375 nucleotides long. RefSeq lists its product as uncharacterized. The coding region runs from base 1 to 375 and encodes 124 amino acids. The transcript has 4 exons. NCBI's taxonomy places the organism in Eukaryota, Fungi, Basidiomycota, Agaricomycetes, Cantharellales, Hydnaceae. The record is from RefSeq and is a predicted model, not a curated record.